Molecule: messenger RNA, 1995 nt
Organism: Brenthis ino (lesser marbled fritillary)
Lineage: Eukaryota; Metazoa; Arthropoda; Insecta; Lepidoptera; Nymphalidae
Source: the annotation of a GenBank genome assembly
AUGAGCAAGCUAAGUGUGCUAGGCGGCGGAGAGGCGUGUGGUGCGAGGUGGACCCUAGGAGCACUCCUCCUGGCACCUCUUGCAGCCGCUAACUCUAGCUAUUGCGCUGUACCUGCUGUGCUCUUACUGGCUGUUUUUGUAACAUUAGGAACGUUUACACGUCGAGACUUAAAGAAAUUGGCAGAACUGCUGCCACCUUCAAAAACGGGAAGAGGUCGACGUGAGAGAAAUUUGCGAUCAUUCGCUGAUUUCAUGUCAAUGUGGAUGUGUUUUCUUUCCCAUCUCGUGGCCGUCGCUGUUUGCGCUAGAAUUCUUAGUGCUACUGCAGAUCAUGUUACAGCAGGACGGACUAGAAGAUGGCUUUUUGGAUAUGAAACAAGAUCUUUGGGCGAGCCUUGGCCCGAUGUGUUAGGAGUAACUGUCGUGAUGGUUGUUUGUGCCAUGUUUAUGUGCGGUCUGGAGGAGAGCAUGAUGUUUACUUUUAUGCUUUUGGUGGUACUGUAUAUAUUUAGCCAAUGUUUCGCUAUUUUUGGAUUGAUCAACUUGGAUAUUACAAAUAUUAAAAUACCAAUUCCAAUUACAAUUUACGAGCUAUUUGCUGCAGGAGCUCCGAUUUCAUACGCCUUCUGUAUUGUUUCACCACCUAAGGAAAAUGAGACUAUGAAAAAGAAAAUUAUCUUAAUGAUUAUUUUACCAACAAUUGUGCUCAGUAGCUUAUGUUUUCUUUACACCAACAUGCUGAAAGGGACAAGUAUAGACGCCGCUUUACCCAUGACUACGUUAUUAGAAGCAAGAACUGCGAGCUGGGUUUGCCCAGUGUUAGCUGCUAUUACCGUCGCCGGUAUUUGCCUUGCUUUGACCGAGUUAUGCCCUUUACUCUUCUCCAUACUUGUAGCGUUAGCGUCACCAGAAUGGAAGGUACUAACAAGGUCAAUGACCUAUGAAAGCACCACUACUGGCAGCCCGGUUUUGGCUGUUUUUACUGCAGGAAGUUUAGCAGCAAUUCUGGCGUUUGCUUGUCCUUUGUCACAUAUGAUAACGCUUAUGAAUGCUAGUCAUCUACUAAAUGUAUCUAUACAAGCAUUUCAUUUUAUCAUCAUGCGUUGUGUGCCGACAGCCGAGCAGAUGGAAGCUGGGGCGGUAGAAUACAAACGACUAGGUACCGAAAAUAUUUCACGAUCCGCAAAAUCAUCUGAAAAAAAGGCGAAACGUGGUCUUUGGUUUAUUCCUUCAGCUAUUCGUCACACGAAAACUUUAGAAAGCAUAAAGUCAAAAGUAGGAAAAGAUACUGAAGACCGCGAAUGCCUUUUACUAGAUGAAUAUUCUGGGUGUCCCUUGGAAGAGGGUGACCAAGCCACUAGCAGUAGCAGUGGAACAAGAGUUUUGGCUUUAGCUGAAGAGGAGGACGUACAGUCUGAUAUCGAAGCAACUGACGGUGAAAUAUCUUCGGGUGACGACUCUACAGAUAUCGACGCAGUAGUAAAAGAAUAUAGAGAUAGAAUACAGGUAGUAACAGCGAUCCCAGAAGCAAAUUUGCCCAUACCGCCUUGUAUGCGAGGUGCGCGGUGGUCGGCAGUUGGCGCGGUCGUCCAAGUAAUCGCCAAUGCAUUUAUUGCUGUCGCUUUCUGUAAUGAUUCUAUGCGAGUGCCAAUGUUUGGAACUGGAAUACCACUAUGGCUAUGCGGCACACUAAUCAGUGUAUGGCAGCCUGCGCAUAAUAUUGGCAUUAAACGACUUCAUAAGCUUCAAGGGCCAAUUACUUUAAUGGUAUCGUUACUGCUACUCACGCCACUGCUACUCAGUUCUUGGCCUGCAAUAAUACUUUUCGCUGGAGCAGGAGUAGUUAUAUACGCCCGUUGCGAACGUUGGUGUGGAGACCUAGCUGUACAACAAGCGAGGAGCACGAUAGAGAGACGCAAGUUGCGCCAUGUUGCAUCUGCCGUACCACUCACUGGCACCAGACUCACCCACAUCGACACUGUGUAUAUUGCUAGA